Messenger RNA from Westerdykella ornata, 1110 nucleotides. RefSeq names its product acetyltransferase. The record is from RefSeq and is a predicted model, not a curated record. The transcript has a single exon. NCBI's taxonomy places the organism in Eukaryota, Fungi, Ascomycota, Dothideomycetes, Pleosporales, Sporormiaceae. Gene Ontology annotation, molecular function: acyltransferase activity, transferring groups other than amino-acyl groups. The coding region runs from base 218 to 748 and encodes 176 amino acids.
GAACAGGCGCAGGGGGAACACGCACAGGGUCCGCCUUGGUGAGUCAGAAGUGAAUGUCGGCUCCAGUAUAUGGGAGAAGAAGGUGUCUUCAACUUAGCAAAACCCCUCCUCCGACCUAUUUGAUCUAUGCGCUGGCGACCCGAGUCUUUUUACAGCUCACGCGACGACGUCUUCCCAUUGUCGCACGGCCGAUUGACAACCUAUCAGAGUCCACACCAUGGCCACGCUCCGUCCUUGCUGCGCCGAUGACAUACCCGCCAUCGCCCACAUCUACGAAUACUAUGUCCUCAACACCGUCCUCACCUUUGCCCACACCCCUGUGCCCGAGGACGACUUCAAGCGGAAAUGGCAAGAGGUGCUCGACGAGGGUUGUCCGUACAUCGUCGCUGUAGACGACGCGCAGCAGGUGCUGGGCUACACCUAUGUCUCCGGUUUCAGGGCCCAACGCAGAGGCUAUCGACAUACCGUCGAGUUGACGCUAUUCUGCCAUCCCGACCAUAGGGCCAAAGGCAUAGGUAGCCUGCUUCUCCGGAAACUGCUUGACGUCCUCGGAGCCCCCGAACGCUAUCCCGACUUCUUUGCCAAACCACGCGGCGAGGACGACAAGGUUCGAGUGAUUCUGAGUGUCAUGGCUGUCGACAACACGCAAUGGAAGGAAGGUCUUGGGUUGCGCGACUUUUACGUCAAGCAUGGCUUUGAGGAAGUUGGCCAUCUGAAGAACGUCGGUCACAAGUUCGACAGAUGGUAGCUUCCCCUCUCACACCCUCAUUGGUGUAAACGCGACUAAUUCAUGCUCAUUGCAGGAUCGAUACCCGUUGGUUGCAACUCACGUUGUGGUAGUAAGUACCCCUUCGAGCAGAGAAUCGAGGUACUGCGACAGGAGAAGAGGCCGGCUUUGCAGACUUGGAGACACGAAAUCAAUCGUCAUUAACUCAGUCCACCUCCAUCUAACCGCUUAUCCAAGCUUGUGCGUAUUACACAGUACGCUCUUCCGAUGAUAAGCUUGUGCCGUGGUAAAGUUCGGCAACCUCACCGAUUGGUUGCAGUUCCUGCGGCACAAUCCCGUCUGCCCCCUUCGACCAUUUCCAAUGCAUACAUACAUGCGGAGAC